CUGUGAGCUGUCAACAUACGGCGAGAAAGUAGGCUCUGCUAGUGCAUUGUCUCAGAAACUUUCAAAAAAAAAUCCCAAAAUGUGUACUAAAAGACUAAAAAAUUUUUACUACAGUGUGGUUAUAUAGCACAUGAGUAAAGUGUGAAGAGAUUGGGGUGCAACACAAAGAUGCAUAGCGCGAGUUUUGACACAGAAAUCAGCCGGAGGGAUGGUGGCGAUGUGCUUGUGGCAAUCGCGGCCCUUGUGACGGAAGGGCGUAUUCCGGGAAAGCUGAGCAGCAAGACGAAGGGCUUCUACGAAGGGCCUCAUUGUCCUUUGAAUAAAGCGGCGAAGGAGCAUAAGUGCGACCUGACGGAUCUGCUGUGUUCAACUUACGAAAAUGUCCGUGGCGAAGUUUUAAAUUUAUGGAAGAAAAACAUUCCUGUCUGUCUAGAAGUACUCCUGACUUGUUCAUGCAAAAAUGACGUGACCACGAAAACAUCCGAAACCUGUGACGACGACUUCCUUUUGGAAAAAUGGUAUUUUAGCAUCAAUCAUCGAAGAAAUGCCGAACCGCUAUUUUUCAACUUUGUCCAACUGAUGAACGCAAUCCGGUCCCAGCUAUAUUUCUCUCAACUGACAGCCUGGUUAACAGUCCAAGACGAAGACAGUCCAAUCAAAAUCACCAACAAGAACAUCCGUUACCGUUUGACGCUGCCCGGAGAGACCUUCGAAUCGGCGAAUUUUUCUUCAUCGGCCGUAAAACACGACUUUCCUUUGACAGACAUCGGCAACGGUUUCACUGCCAUGGUUUCCUUCUUGAGUUUGCCGCGGAUGUCGACCUUGCCUGGUUUCAUGUGUCAGAAGUGCGCUCCGAAGCCUGUUACGAACAUCAACGAGAACAAAGAGGUGCAGAACGGGUUGGUGGAUGACCGCAUGCACACUGUGUGCACCCUGAAAGGGAAACAUCGAUGUGAAGAUUUCGAAGAAGUGGAGAAUGUCAAGAACAACAAGGCGGCUGCGUUCAAGAGGUUCUGUCAGAAUGGGAAAAAGGAGUAUCCAUCCACCUCAAGGCCAAGACUGACCGUCGACAUCCACAAGGCGAACUCCUUCACUCUCCACGAAUGGCCCCGAAAUUUCCACCAGACGCAAGCCGAAAAGAACCUCUUAAAUAGCCAUAAAAAUGAUCUCACUGUGGUGCAGGACAAAGGCAAGCUCUUGCUCGACGCGAUCGAGCGGAGCGGCCUCAAGAGUACAAACGAGAGACGCGUGCGAGAUGGUGAUAGAAGAUGUGAUGAAACCUGUGUUCAAAACGGACGGAAGGAUGAAAGUGAUAAUGGAUCUUGUGAUAUGAGCGAAAGUGAUAUUUCUAGUAUUAAGGAAAAAAGCAAAUAUGACGUAGAAUUAGAUACUUGUGAUAGUUUAAUUCCGAAACUGAGACACAAAAAGCUGAGGGAUGUCGCCAACCUGGACCAGGCGGCACCCAAAAGUAGGAAGAAACUGCCGUUCGACGAGGACGGUCUCAAGAACGAAGUGGAGAUACCGACUGCUUUGGAGCAGGCGAAGUUCCGGAAGGAUCUGGACAACGCGGCGUCGAUGGUGUUCCAUUCCAGGACGGGGCUGCCUUUGACGAGCAGCCCAGCGCCGGUAAGAAGAGGGAAGACUUGUUUCGAUUUCGAUUCUUCUAUUAAUUCUGUUUCAGCUAUCAAAAGCGCCUUAUUUCCCACCAGUUUUUCUACAGACGAAGACAGCGAAAGCGAUGGCAGCAUUGUUUCGCCCUGCAGCCCUGAAACUAACGCAGUUCCGAAAAGGGAGCUGUCGCCUGUCAAAUUCAGGAGAAAAGGGCAUGCAGCUAAUUUGUUAGGAAGCUUCGAAGAGUCGGUAUUAAACGGCCGUCUUGAACCAGUGUCAACCGUCCAUGGCUUCACCGCUGAACUAGGGGCCAGUGGUUCUUUCGUUCCUAAACAUCUAGUUGUUCCCGUCACCGUAUUUUUUUACACUUUGGGUGAUAACGACAAAGUUUCAUCACCAUACCUGAGCCACAUAAAUCUAGGCAAAAAGGGUUACAACGUCCCCAAAUCCGGAACCAUUCAAGUCACCCUUUUCAACCCUCUGGGGACCGUUGUGAAGAUGUUUGUUAUUAUGUACGACCUCAGCGACAUGCCGCCCAAUUCCCAGACUUUCAUCAGACAGAGGACGCUUUACAUGCCCACGAACUGCAAGGAGGAGAACGCGGAAUGGGGGCCCAAGUGGUUGCGCUACCUCAUCCAUUUAAGGUUCAUCAGUUCCAAGUCGGGUAAGGUGUAUUUGCACAGCGACAUACGGAUGAUCAUUUUCCGCAAAAGUGAUAUGGACACGGCCACGGCUCAUGGGAUCGACAUGAGUUACGAAUUGAGGAGUUUCACUCAUAUGCCAGUCAAUCCUAGAUUCUCACCAAGGAAGUAACUAGAAGUCAAAUUAGAAGAAUCACGAAUUCCCAGAAAUGUAUUCAAACUACAUUAUCAUAUUUGCUGUUCGUUAUUUAGUUGUUUCGUGCAGAGUGAUGGAUAGAGGUUUCUUUGCGAAAAUUCGUUAGAAAAAAUAGCUCAGAACUGCCAUUGUUGUAAAUAUAUGUAAAUAUUGAUUUCGUUUGGAUUUUUUAAGGACAAUACUGGUAUGAAUCUUCUUUCAUUUUUGUUUUGGAAAUUUAGUAUUAGGCGUUGAUUAUUUUCUAACUGUGGAAUUGGCAAUUUUUCAAUUUUAGAGUAGCACCAGUAUCUACAUUAUAUUGACAACAUUAUGAAGUUAUAAUUAUACAAGUAUCAGAGAUAUUUAUUAUUAUACAUGAUCAUAGAAUUAUACUAAUUUUGUAUUAGUCAUUGAAAAUAAAUGUGUGAAAAAUAUAA
Molecule: messenger RNA, 2864 nt
Organism: Zophobas morio
Lineage: Eukaryota; Metazoa; Arthropoda; Insecta; Coleoptera; Tenebrionidae
Gene: atos
Product: atos homolog protein A
Exons: 9
Coding region: 169-2424 (751 amino acids)
Source: RefSeq, a predicted model, not a curated record